Molecule: messenger RNA, 859 nt
Organism: Andrographis paniculata
Lineage: Eukaryota; Viridiplantae; Streptophyta; Magnoliopsida; Lamiales; Acanthaceae
Exons: 5
Coding region: 171-650 (159 amino acids)
Source: RefSeq, a predicted model, not a curated record
CUGUAUUUUUACUAAAAACAGAAAUGGUUCCACCCCUAAAAUACAGAUCUAAUCUCGUGUGUGUAUAUAUAUAUACAUACAAAUAGGGUUUUGAGUUUUCAGGAGCAUAUGAAUUAACACAGGCAGAGAGGAUUUCAUUGGAUUUGAAGGUGUUGCUGGAAUUUAAAGUCAUGUCAUCAUCACGGAAGGGUUCGCUCAAGAACGAUGAAAUACAAAACGACGACGUUGAAAUUGAACUGAAUGCAGAUGUUAUAAUUUACAUUAUUUCUAUAGUCGCAAGGCAUCAUAUUGAGAAUUGCGAGUUCACAGAAAUUAUAAAGUUGAUCAACCUUGGUGGAAGUAAUUAUUUUGAUAGAAAUCCAUCGUUUUUGUUUCGUCUUCUUGAGCAACAAUUUAUAGAAUAUGUGCGUGCUGAAAAGAUAAAAGAGGCUUUAGAGCUUUCUUAUAAAGAAUUGAGUCACGUAGCGGAGAAAAAUAUAGAGUUUUUCAAGAAGAUGGAGAAGAGUUUUAUGCUGCUAAUUUUCCCAACGGAUUCCAUAUGCAGUGAACUAUUGGAUACGUCUCGUCUUCAAAAUAUUGCUGAAGAGAUAAAUGCAACUAUUCUUACUCAUGGGAUCGAUCUUUAUUUUGGCAACAAGCUAAAGGACUAAGUUAGGUGGAAAUCUUGACUAUAGCAAGGUGAAGUUUCGAUUUUUAAUGAUGAAUUCUUGUCGACGAAAUUUGGACUAACAAAAAAAAAAUCAGUCCGACUUAGAAUGCGGGAUUGCUUGCAUUUUGUUUAUGAAUUUGUUUAGAACAUGGCAUUAUCAUUGUAUUGAGCUUUUGGAGAAUACAUUACUUUAGAGACUUCCUUUUUCCA